AUGAUGAAGGCGUGGGCGGUCACCAAGUACGGCGAUGCCUCGGCGCUCUUGGCAGCGAUGGACGUGGAGAAGCCGCAGCCAGGGGCCGGUGAGGUCCUGGUCAAGAACAUGGCCAUCGCAACCAACCCCAUCGACUACAAGGUGAUCGCCGGCGCCCUGGCACCAGGCAAGGAGGCGCCCCCCCAGCGCCUCAUCGUGGGCUGGGACAGUGCGGGGGUGGUCGAGGCUGUCGGGGAGGGGGUGACAGGCUUCCAGGCCGGUGACAAGGUCUGGUUCGCAGGUGACAUCACCAAGGACGGAUGCUACUCGCAGUACACCAAGAUCGACUCGCGGAUCAUCAGUAAGAUGCCCAGUACGCUCUCCUUCGAGGAUGCUGCUGCCUUGCCGCUGACCUUCCAGACAGCGUGGGAGGGCAUGGUGGAGCUGAUGGGGGUCCAGAAGGGCAAGUCGAUCUUCGUCUUGAAUGGCGCUGGCGGGCUCGGGUCGAUCGUCAUCCAGGUCGCCAAGCACCUCGGGCUCACAGUGAUUGCCUCCGCGUCGCGCGCGGAGACCAUCGAGUUUUGCAAGCAGAUGGGCGCGGACCACGUGGUCAACCACCGCAACGAGGACCUCGGCGCUGAGCUCAAGCAGGUCGGCUUCGACUGCGUGGACUAUGUCUACAACGCCCACGAGAACGAUCGCCUCGGGGAGCUCUUCAAGCUGCUGGUGUGCGACGGGAGGCUUGUGGUCACCUACGGCCCUACGCAAGAGCAGAUGGCGAAGGUGGACUGGACCACGGUGUGGCUGAAGAGGCAGACGCUGUGCUUCCAGAUGAUGUUCGCGCGGUCCAUGUUCAACACCGAGCCCGCGAUGGUGGGUGGCGUGAUGGCAACCAUGGCAAAGCUCGUGGACCAGGGCAGCAUCAAGACGACCGUCACGAAGAAGUACGGGGGCAUGGAGGAGAUCAAUGAUGCCACCAAGCUUCAGAUGUCUGGCAAAGCCAUCGGCAAGAUCUGCGACGGCCCCCUCCGCGCCAUGGGCGAGGUGCAGCGGGCCAGCGCGUUCGCCUGGGGCGCGUGGUGGCUCCGGGGCCUCCCAGGAGCAGGCACGCAGCCCAGCCCGUGGCCGCCCGCCGACGGAGGUGCCGCCCUGCCAGGCCCGGCGCCGCGGUGGCUCGGCGGCAGCGCCUGCGCCCUGGCGUUGCGGGGCGUCCCCGCGGCGCUCCGAGGCGAGCAGAGCGGCGGCGGCCAGCGGCCGCCCGCGCAGCUGCCCAGCGUGCCGCGCCCGAUCAGGGGGCGGGCGGCUUCCCGUCACCUACGUGCGCUGCACGUUCGCGUCGCCGGUGCAGCCCGACGGGGCCUGCGCGGUCGUGGACUGAGCAGGCACUGGUGGACACGGGCUCCGCCGACUGCGAGCUGCGCGAGGCGCUCUUCCGAUCCCUGGGCCCGCUGCCGGAGAGCUGGGCGCGGGGCAAGUUGUACGAGACCGUGGCGGGGCAGGGUGUCGCACGACUCGUUUGAGGUUCUCCUGACCAUUGGCGGGCGCACGUGCGCGGCAGUGGUCACGAUGGCCGCGGAGGAGCCACAGGGGCUGGAGACG
This is a messenger RNA of Prorocentrum cordatum, 1578 nucleotides long. The record is from the annotation of a GenBank genome assembly. Lineage: Eukaryota; Dinophyceae; Prorocentrales; Prorocentraceae.